Glycine soja is the source of this 706-nucleotide messenger RNA. RefSeq lists its product as uncharacterized. Bases 104 to 706 code for a protein of 200 amino acids. NCBI's taxonomy places the organism in Eukaryota, Viridiplantae, Streptophyta, Magnoliopsida, Fabales, Fabaceae. The transcript has 4 exons. The record is from RefSeq and is a predicted model, not a curated record.
GAUUUCUUUGCUGCAGACAGCUCUCUCUUAAUAGCGUGUCCUAUACAUAUCUAAUUCAAUACUCUUGUAAAACUCCAGCAUAUAUACUCGUUGAGAAAUUGUAAUGAUCAAUUUUCCAACGAAUAUUGGAUUCAUUUCGAUGGCAAACACAACCUUUACUCAAAAGUCUACUUCCUUGGCCGUGGAGACAUUAUUAUGUCAAGCUUCAAAGGUCGAUCAUCGCCCUAGUAAUAAUUUUCGAUUCAACUCCAAAGUCAAAUACAAUUGCUUCUCAGUUCCAGAACAGAACUUGGGCUUGAGGUUUCAAAAGGACGCCACAAAAAAGAUGAAAAUGGUUGUCUAUGCCAGCAUACCACCAGGAAAUUCACCCCCUGUUGAUUCUUCUCUUGGUCACUGGAAAACUUGGAUCGUUGGAACAGUAAUCAUUUUACUUAUGUCCAUUACGAGGAACAAAUGGGGACCUUUGCUAAAACUAUUAUUAAUGAAAGGGAAAAUUGGGACAACAAUAGAUAAAGCAGAACGUGUGGUUGAGAAGGUUGCGGAAGUGGCUGUGAAGAAUCUUCCAAUAGGAAAACUUCAGGAUGCUGCUGAAUUUGUUGAAAAUGUAGCUGAAAAUGUAGACAAGCAGACCCAAAAUGCAGAAGAUGUAUUAGAAAAGGUUCUAACCUGUGUCCGAACUCUUUUUUUAAUCACAAUUAUACAUUAA